Molecule: messenger RNA, 3074 nt
Organism: Zophobas morio
Lineage: Eukaryota; Metazoa; Arthropoda; Insecta; Coleoptera; Tenebrionidae
Product: ATP-dependent DNA helicase DDX11-like
Exons: 10
Coding region: 497-2956 (819 amino acids)
Biological process (GO): nucleobase-containing compound metabolic process; establishment of sister chromatid cohesion
Cellular component (GO): nucleus
Molecular function (GO): DNA binding; DNA helicase activity; ATP binding
Source: RefSeq, a predicted model, not a curated record
UUUGGAAGAAAGAUUAACCACUUUUGGUAUAUUCUUACGAUUGGAAAUAUCCCUGGUAAUCAAAUAGCCGCGCUACGAAAGUUUCACUUCAAUUUAAAUAGCGCGCCCGAAAGUGACGGUUUGGGGCACAGUACGUAAGGACUAUUGUCGCUUAAUUUUGCGAGCUGUCAUAUCUCUAUUAUCUCUGGUACAAGUCAUCACUGGUGUUACAUACAAACGAUUGUGCCAAAAAUCUUGAAGCCAACACGUGUUUUAUAAUAAUUGACCUUGCUUUUUACUGUUAAUAGAUAAACAUUAUCUAAAAUAGUUGUCUUAUUAUUAUUAUUAUUUUCUACAUUAAAAAAUAAAUAAAUUUGAGGCUGCCAUCUGUCGGAUUCUAUUUGUAAUAAUUGUUAACAUUUUUGGAGGGAAAUAAUUUAAUUUUAACCUCAAAUGUCGUGUCAACAGUGCGCUUUUUAAACAACAAAACACGGUUCAUUUUUAGUUUGUAAUUAUUAUGGAAGCUCCUGAAGAAUUCGAUUUUCCUUUUCAACCGUACUCAAUACAACAUAAUUUUAUGAAAUGUUUAUAUGAUGUCAUCGAAAAUAAAAAAUUGGGAAUAUUUGAAAGCCCAACUGGAACUGGAAAGUCACUUAGUAUCAUCUGUGGAGCGAUUCGCUGGCUUAAAGAUCACAAUAAUUACGAAAGGGAAUGGCUCGAAAGUCAAAUUAUUGAGCUGCAAAAUCAAAAAUGCAAAGUCUCGUCAAAUACUAGUGACUGGUUGUCAACCCAGUCACAAGAAAUCGAGUUAACACGUAAAAUUAAUGAAUUAAAGAUUCAGCACAAUAGAAUAAUCGAUUAUGAUACAAAAAUGGAAAACUUGAAAAAGAAAAAAAAUGACAUUCAUAAAAAGAAGUUAAUAAAAAGAGAAGUAAUAGUGGAGAAAGAGAAAAAUGACGACGAUGAUGACAUUGUACUUGAGGUGGGGAAUAACGCAGAUGAAGAAGAAGAAAGUGAAGAAUGUGAAAGUAAAUAUAAACCAACAAAAAUUUUUAUUUGCAGCAGAACUCAUUCUCAAUUAAGUCAGUUUGUGGGAGAAAUUCUCAAGUCACCCUUUGCUAAAGAUCUAAGAGUUGCUUCGUUAGCGUCUAGACAGACGUAUUGCAUAAAUCCUAAUGUUAACAAGUUAAAGAACAGUUCUUUAAUAAAUGAAAAAUGCCUUGAUAAACAGAAAAAGUUAACAAAAUCAAAAACUGAUGUAGAUGGUAGGGUUGUGAAAAAACAAAAAGGCGAAAAUUCCAAGUGUCCAUACUACAAACAAGGCCCUAUUGAAGAUCUGAAAGAUUUAACAUUAACAGAAGUUCUAGAUGUAGAGGAUUUGGUCAAAAAUGGUAAACAACUAAAUGCUUGUCCUUAUUAUUCCAGUAGAUUAGCAGCAGAAGAUGCAGAAGUUGUUUUGGUUCCUUAUAAUACAAUUCUUCACAAAGCUACAAGAGAAGCUAAUGGAAUUGAUUUAAAGGGUAGCGUUAUAGUAAUUGAUGAAGCUCAUAAUUUACUGGAGGCAAUGGCUCAAAUGCAUAACUCUGAAGUAAAUUACAAUCAAAUAGAUCAAGGUUUACUUCAAGUGAAAUGUUAUAAGCAAAGGUUUCAUGCUCGUUUUUCACCAUCAAAUUUACUGUCAAUUAAUCAGCUUAUCUUUGUUAUGACCAAGUUGCAACAGCUAUUGGAGAAGAGUAACCAAGUUAAGACGAACACUUUUACCGUUGAGAAUUUUGUUGUAACUGCAAAAAUUGAUAAUUUUAAUAUGUUUAGGUUGUUAAAAUUUUGUAAGGAAAGCCGUAUUGCUCAAAAGGUACGUACUUACGCACUUAAAUACCCUUUCGAUAAAGGUAUUGUCGAAAAACCGACGAAAAAAGGCAUUCGUGAUUUUCUCUCAUCGAUUGGAAACAAAAAUGAAACCCAAACUGAAAUAGCGGACGAGAAGGCGUCUCAAUUUUCUUUAACUAAUCCUCUCCUUGCCAUAAUUUCAUUCUUGGAAUCACUUACGUACUCCUACAGUGAUGGUCGUAUUUUUAUUCAUAAUAACGAUGACAACACGAAAACGAAGUUACAGUUUUUACUUUUAAACCCUUCGCAGAAUUUUCAAGAUAUCGUUAAACUUGCGCGCUCGGUCAUUGUUGCUGGAGGAACGAUGAAACCAAGUGGCGAAUUUAAAAAUCGUCUGUACAUUAAUUCAGGCGCACCACUUGAACGUAUUGUCGAAUUUUCAUGUGAUCAUAUUAUUCCACCAGAAAAUAUUUUGCCGAUUAUAAUAACAGAGGGGCCAAACAAGGAGAAAUUAAUAUUUAACUAUGAACAAAGAAUGACAAUGGGCGGCAGCAUAAAGGAGAUAAUACGCGAAACUUGUAAAUCAGUUAGAGGCGGGAUUGUUGUGUUUUUUCCGUCGUAUAAUUACGAAAAUUGGGUAUGGCAACAGAUUAAAGAUUUCUCUUUUGGUAGAACGGUUUUCCGCGAACCUCAUGAUUCUAGUUCUGUGGAUUCAGUGUUAAAGUCGUAUGCUGAUGCCAUUCACAAGUCAGGAAAUGCGCUACUGCUGAGUGUAGUUGGUGGGAAACUGAGCGAGGGUUUAAAUUUCAGCGACGAUUUAGGAAGAUGUAUUAUUGUAGUAGGGCUACCGUAUGCUAACAUAACGGCCCCAGAUUUGAAAGAAAAAAUGACAUAUUUAGAUAAAACAGAGGGUUCUGGAGCUGGAAAAAUGUUUUAUGAAGGGAUGUGUAUGAAAGCAGUUAAUCAAUCAAUAGGAAGAGCUGUAAGGCACAAAAACGAUUAUGCCACUAUUUUAUUGUUGGAUGAAAGAUAUAGCCGCACACCAGUCAAAGAGGCAUUACCUGACUGGAUUAAGAAGUCUUUAAAAUUGUUUAGGUAUAAGGAAGCAUUUGAAAAUAUGCAAAAGUUUUUUGAAGAGAAAAAAGUCUGAUAAGCAUUGAACACGUAUUAUAAAUUUUUAUAUCAUGAACGUGGGCAACCGAUCUUACGAUACAGAUGUAUAUUCGGUUGCCUAUAGUUAAAUUGAAAUUACUUAUUUAGUGUCUUGA